Molecule: messenger RNA, 675 nt
Organism: Chaetomium fimeti
Lineage: Eukaryota; Fungi; Ascomycota; Sordariomycetes; Sordariales; Chaetomiaceae
Exons: 1
Coding region: 369-581 (70 amino acids)
Source: RefSeq, a predicted model, not a curated record
GGAGGGCAAGGACGACGGGGUGUGCUGUUAUGUGAGGUGAGGUGGUUUGGGUUGGGUUGGGUUGGGUUGGUUUGGUUUGGUGGGGGGGGGGUUCUUUUGUGUUUUGUGGGUUUGGGGGUUGGUUGGUUGGCAUGAUAUGAUUUACGCAUGGAUAUGGAUAAGAAUGGGGUAAGACGGGGAGGGGAGUUUUGGCGGUGGCUUUCUUGUUUACGUUUACUUAGGGGGUUUUCUCUUUUUUCUUUUUAUGUUUUCUCCCUGUUUUCCCUAGAGGGCGUUGAAUAGGGCAUUCAUUGGACCACGGCCUACGCAACGGAAUUUACAGGGUUUUUUAUCUGGUCUCUUCAUGGUAACCACAGUCAACACGGAAGAUGUGGUUGGCUUCUUGGGUCGGGGUGUUCCUCCCUUCGCUAUCGCGGGCACUUCGGUUAUGGUCCUCUCGGUUCUGGUCUCUCGGGAGCCAUAAGGUCCUGGAGGAUAUGGGGAGUGAAUUUGAUGCGGUAUUGUUGGUUGGGGGCUCGGUAACUCACUGUGACAUACAACUUACAACUUCUGCGUGCCAGCGUAGGAGCCUACAUAUCUAAACACUUGCCCUAGCCGACCUUGACUAAAGUCAGACGGUGGACGUCAUCUCGAGUGUUCUAAUGGGACUAAAGACUAGUUGUGUUGCCUGGUUAC